Molecule: messenger RNA, 1200 nt
Organism: Moneuplotes crassus
Lineage: Eukaryota; Ciliophora; Spirotrichea; Euplotida; Euplotidae
Source: the annotation of a GenBank genome assembly
CUAAUAUUUUAACUCAUGGAAAUUUGGAUAAUCCUGGCAAUUUUAUUUACGAUCUUAGUAGCCUUCCUACUCACACUAUAUAUCCUUUACAAGCUGAAGACUAAGUCUCAGGGAAAAGAGCCAGCAGCCUAUGACCAGAAGAUCGUGAGGGACUACAGCGUACAGUGGGAAAUAGACCAGAGAGAUCAGAAGAGAAUGCAACAGAGACCUGGAGGAAAACAGACUGGGUCACUAGGGCUUAGAAAUAAGCAACUUGACUGUUUUAUGAAUGCAACCCUUCAGUGCUUCCUUGGGAUGGAUGAAUUUUGUGAAGGUGUCUUAAAGGAGGUGAUAAAUAAUGACUGUAGUGAUGAUGAAGCAAAAUCUGAUGAAGAUUUGAUAUGUAAAGGUAGAGUUUUAUAUGAGUUUAAAAAGUUUAUUGAAGAAUAUAAAGCUAGAAGGUUGAGUGCUGAGAGUACUAAGCCUUUGAGAGAAGUCUUCGAAACUUUAUUUCCGAGUCAUCAACAACAUGACGCAAGACAGUUUAUCAUGGAACUUUUCGAAGCGAUUCAAUCUGAGAAAAAUUCUUCAAAUCAGCAAUUUAUUUCAAGUGGCCAAAAAAAUCAUAAGGAAGCUUGGGAAGAGUACAGAAAGGUUAGCUCAUCAAUAAUUGAUGAUUUCUUUAUCGGGAUGUAUGAGACAAUAAUCGAAUGCCAAGGCUGUCAUACCAAAGUCUCAGUUUAUGAGCAAUUCAAUCAUGUUCCUUUACCAGUAACAUUGAACAAUUCUUUUAAAAGCUUUGAGUCAUUUUUAUCAGAUUUUGGUCAGGAAUAUUAUUCUCAAUUCAAAUGUAAAGAAUGUAACGAUCUCAAGGAAAGUUCUCUUAUUAGAAAGAUUGUUAAAUACCCAAAGUGCAUCAUCUUUACAUUCGAAAGAUUAAAUCCUGGUAACAAUACAAAGAUUUCCGAAUUUCAAGACUUUCCUCAAAGCUUUGUUUUGCCUGAUCCUGAGAAGGAUCAAGAAGACCCAGGAAAAUUAAAAUUCACUCUUAACAGUAUCGUGAACCACUUUGGAACAUUAAGAAAUGGACACUAUACUGCUAAUAGCUUGCGUGACAAUCAAUGGUAUAAAUUUGAUGAUGAGUUUGCAGGUUGUCUCUCAAAUAAAUUGGUCAAAUCAAACGAAGCUUAUAUACUCUUCUACAAAACAGAAAGUUAUUAA